This is a messenger RNA of Durio zibethinus, 1510 nucleotides long. Its product is annotated as F-box protein At2g39490-like. NCBI's taxonomy places the organism in Eukaryota, Viridiplantae, Streptophyta, Magnoliopsida, Malvales, Malvaceae. Gene Ontology annotation, molecular function: protein binding. The record is from RefSeq and is a predicted model, not a curated record.
UGAUUCACGGCAAAUGCCAGGGUGAGGUUUUUAUUGUUUUAUUAUUUCUUUUUUCUCUCUGUUAAUGUUCAUGCAUUCUUGUGAAUUUGAACUUGGAACAGGAGAUUUUCCAUGGAAGUAAAAGCUGGAGAUUUUAUCAGUAGUUUACCAGAUGAGAUACUUUUCCACAUAAUCUCUUUACUUCCCUUUGAAUCUGCUAUCCAAACUAUAUUCCUAUCGACCCGAUGGAGAUUUUUAUGGAACCUGGCUUUGGUUCAACAUGGAAGCAAGGAAGAUGUUCCCACUGCAGUUUCAGGUUUCCUGACAAAUUUUGAUGAGCACAAUCCAACAAGGAAUACCAGAAGGCUUCGGUUCCAUUUUGGCGCAGAUGGUGUCUUAUCAGCCAUUAUUGCACCUAACAAUAAACUUCACCUGGAUUUCUCAGCAGACAACCAGGAACAUCCUAGGCAGUUUGGCUGGCAAAUAGAGUUGAACCCUCAAAAUCUUAGUCUUCAGCCAACUCCUUCUAGUUUCUUUGUUAAGACCCUUUACUUGAUAUCAGUAAACCACCUCAGCAGUGAAGCAGUUUCAUCUAUGGUCUCAAAUCUUCAGCUUCUUGAAAACCUGAAAAUCAUUGGAUGCAAUGGAUUGGAAUCCUUGAGCAUUGAUUCUGAGAGAAAGCUUUUAAACUUAACCAUAUUUGAUUGUCCACACUUGAAAUCUCUCCAUAUCAGAUCUUAUAAACUUACAACUUUUUUGUAUAGAGGGCAAUUUCCUUGGUUUUGGCCUGAGUUUCAUUUCAACUUGGCAAAUGCCAUGCUUGAUUCUAGGAAAGGCCCUGGCUACAGUACCUUCCAAACUUGUGAUUUUGAUCGAGUCCUGCUGACAAUAAAGAAUUCUGAAAUUCUUACUUUAUGCAAAUGGACUUUUCAGGCAUUAAUCUGUCCAUCACUAUCAUCUUUUCAAGCUGAUUUCCAAUUUUAUAGGCUAAAAGAGCUUUGGUGGAUCGAUAAUCAUUCAAAGGGAGUAGCCAAUAAUGAUGCUCUAAUCACCUUCUUGAAACUCUGUCCUUCCUUAGAGAGACUCUUCGUGACUAUUGAUCAUAACAGCUAUGUCAUGCCAAGUGCAGCCACAUGUUCCAAGCAAGUAGGUAGAUACAAAAAGUUGCAGCAUCUCAAACUGGUUAAAUUGGAGGGAUUUGCCAAUCAAGAUGAUGAGAUUUCAUUCGCCGAGCGUCUACAAGAUGUUGUGGCUGUGGAACCAUUAAUCCUAACAACAGCGGAUGGUAUGUGUUUCAGAAAUUUGACUAAGAUUUCUUCACAUGAAUCUCACGAGCCAGAGGAGUCUCCUUCACCAAUUUCACAAGAAAGGUAUUCUUACAUGUUUGUUCAAGUGCAAAACAUCAAUGAGUUUUGUCCCAAACAUGCUCACAUGAUCAGUUUGUACUGCCAGAAAAAUCACUAGUUUCUCCAAUAAGGUUUUCAUUCCCAACCCAAUUUUAUGAUGCACUUUUUUGUUACGUGGAUACUCC